AUCUGAAAUUCAACCAGACCGUCAAUUCCAAAAACCCAAAGAAAUCAAAACCAGGCAAAGUUCUCUUUUUCAAUUGGAUAAUUCAAAGAAUUAUUCUGCUGAUUCCAAAAUCAAAAUUGAGAAGAAGAUCAGAAAAAGAUGGGGAUCAGAUUCGUAUUAAUGGUGAAUAAGCAAGGGCAAACUCGGCUGGCUCAGUACUAUGAGUACCUCACUUUAGAAGAAAGGCGUGCUCUUGAGGGUGAAAUUGUGCGUAAAUGCCUUGCUCGCAAUGAACAGCAGUGUUCAUUUGUGGAGCAUCGUAAUUACAAAAUCGUGUACAGGCGGUAUGCGUCACUCUUUUUCCUGGUUGGAGUUGAUAAUGAAGAAAAUGAACUUGCUAUUUUGGAAUUCAUUCACCUGUUAGUUGAAACCAUGGAUCGUCAUUUUGGCAAUGUGUGCGAGCUGGAUAUAAUGUUUCAUCUUGAAAAAGCACACUUCAUGCUGGAGGAGAUGGUAAUGAAUGGGUGUGUUGUUGAGACAAGCAAGGCAAACAUCCUGGCUCCAAUUCAGUUAAUGGAAAAGGCAUCAUAAGUAAUACACUCUAAUCCAUGGAAUUCGUAAUAAACCGAUUUGCUUGUGUAGUGUUUAUGUUUUGGAUUUGUGCUGGUAAAACCAUCCUUAGUUUUGUUGUGGCAAAUGCUAAAAUUAUGAGAGGGUACAGUUCUUUGAUUGUUUAGUCAUUAUCAAUGGAGCUUCCGGUUAUUUCA
Messenger RNA from Nicotiana tabacum (common tobacco), 746 nucleotides. RefSeq names its product AP-4 complex subunit sigma. NCBI's taxonomy places the organism in Eukaryota, Viridiplantae, Streptophyta, Magnoliopsida, Solanales, Solanaceae. The record is from RefSeq and is a predicted model, not a curated record. Gene Ontology annotation, biological process: protein transport.